Molecule: messenger RNA, 891 nt
Organism: Grus americana (Whooping crane)
Lineage: Eukaryota; Metazoa; Chordata; Aves; Gruiformes; Gruidae
Product: glutathione S-transferase 2
Exons: 8
Coding region: 124-786 (220 amino acids)
Biological process (GO): glutathione metabolic process
Molecular function (GO): glutathione transferase activity
Source: RefSeq, a predicted model, not a curated record
UGCCUGCGCCCGGUCACGUGAGCGGGAAGGGGGAGGGUGCCGCGGGGGGGGGGGGGGGCUCGGCCCCCUGUCCCCGUCCUUGUCCCCAUCUUUGUCCGCGCAGAGCCGGAGCUGGGUGCCACCAUGGUGGUCACGUUGGGAUACUGGGACAUCCGCGGGCUGGCCCACGCCAUCCGCCUGCUGCUGGAGUACACGGAGACCCCCUACCAGGAGAGGCAGUACCGGCCCGGCCCAGCCCCUGACUUCGACCCGAGCGACUGGACCAACGAGAAGGAGAAACUGGGCCUCGACUUCCCCAACCUACCCUAUCUCAUCGAUGGCCCCACCAAGCUGACGCAGAGCAAUGCCAUCCUGCGCUACAUCGCCCGCAAGCACAACAUGUGUGGUGAGACGGAGGAGGAGAUCCUCCGCGUGGACAUGCUGGAGAACCAGAUCAUGGAUUUGCGUAUGAGCUUUUCCCAGUUGUGCUACAACCCCGACUUUGAGAAGCUGAAGCCGGCGUACCUGGAGCAGCUGCCGGGGAAGCUGCGGGAGCUGUCACGGUUCCUGGGCUCCCGGCCGUGGUUUGCGGGGGAGAAGCUCACCUUUGUGGACUUUGUGGCAUACGACAUGCUGGACCGGUACCGCAUGUUUGUCCCCCAGUGCCCCGAGCUGCAGGGCAACCUGGGCCAGUUCCUGCAGCGCUUCGAGGCGCUGGAGAAGAUCUCUGCCUACAUGCAGUCGGGGCGCUUCAUGAAGACCCCCGUUUUCUGGCGCACGGCGCAGUGGUGCAGCACCAAGGAGUGAGUGGGGGGGGGGGUCUUCCCCCCCUCCCCCCCCUCCCCCCCCGCCUUGCCCCCUCCCCCUCCCCCACAGAAAUAAAUUGGGGGGCUGCUCCCUUGUCCUGCUCCG